Colletotrichum siamense is the source of this 717-nucleotide messenger RNA. Its product is annotated as Non-reducing end alpha-L-arabinofuranosidase BoGH43A. The transcript is spliced from 7 exons. Gene Ontology annotation, biological process: carbohydrate metabolic process. NCBI's taxonomy places the organism in Eukaryota, Fungi, Ascomycota, Sordariomycetes, Glomerellales, Glomerellaceae. The record is from RefSeq and is a predicted model, not a curated record. Gene Ontology annotation, molecular function: hydrolase activity, hydrolyzing O-glycosyl compounds. The coding region runs from base 1 to 717 and encodes 238 amino acids.
AUGUCCGUCCACUCCCCCCUGUCUUUGGUCCUGGAGGCUUUUAUGCUCAGUUUAUCGCAGAUAAUUUUUAAGAGCAACAAUCCAUAUGAAGCUUCUUCGUGGUCGAAUGCAACCCAUUUUGAGUUUGUGGGCUACGACACGGAGCCGUUCUGGGACAAAGACGGGAGGACGUACAUCAACGGGGCACAUGCCUGGAAGAUUGGUCCUUGGCUACAGCAAGCUGAAGCAAACCUCGAUACUGGCGAAGUUGGAGAAUGGAGAACAAUUUGGAAUGGCACGGGUGGCAUGGCGCCUGAAGGACCACACAUAUACUUGAAAGAUGGUCUCUACUACCUAUUAGCUGCAGAAGGCAAUGGCUCCAAAUUCAUGCGCGGUACUGGUGUCGACCACAUGGUCACGAUAGCUCGUUCGGAGAAUGUUGGGGGUCCAUAUGAGUCGAAUCCGGCCAACCCAAUUCUCACCAAUGCAAACACAACCUCCUACUUCCAGACUGUCGGACAUGCCGACCUCUUCCACGAUGAUUCAGGGAAUUGGUGGGGUGUCGCUCUAUCGACUAGAUCUGGCCCUGAGUGGGUUUACUAUCCCAUGGGACGCGAGACAGUCCUGACCGCCGUGACCUGGCGAGAGGGAGAAUGGCCGCAAAUGUCAGCCAUUCAGGGCAAGAUGAGUGGCUGGCCCAUGCCACCAGCGAAUCUAGAUGUUGAGGGCCCUGGCUGA